This is a messenger RNA of Impatiens glandulifera, 1184 nucleotides long. Its product is annotated as D-aminoacyl-tRNA deacylase-like. The transcript is spliced from 9 exons. Gene Ontology annotation, biological process: D-amino acid catabolic process. The record is from RefSeq and is a predicted model, not a curated record. Bases 108 to 1049 code for a protein of 313 amino acids. Lineage: Eukaryota; Viridiplantae; Streptophyta; Magnoliopsida; Ericales; Balsaminaceae. Gene Ontology annotation, molecular function: D-aminoacyl-tRNA deacylase activity.
GUGUCAGAAAGAAGCAGAAAAUGGAUUCUGAUUGGCAUUCCUUUUCUUCUUGAUUUCUUCUUGGAUUGCCAAAAACCCAUCAUCAAAUCAUCAAUCAAACUGAGAGAAUGGUGGUGCUCGUGGUUUCUACAACUAUCGAUCCAGCGUCGACUGGCCCAGCCUCCGCUCUACUGGCCAUGUCCGGCUGGCAACCUGGAAUCACCUUCGAGGGGAUAAAAAGCUUUUCAAAUGGUGAUGUUAGACUUUUACAGCACGAAAACAGCAUAAUAAAAGAGGAUCAUUUGGAAAAUCGUUGGGAAAAUAUCUCUGGUGAGACCGUCGACGAACUCAUCUUCCUCAGUCGACACACCGCCGUCUCCAAUCGUCCUGCCCUCACUUUACAUCCAAUUGGUGUUCCACAUUUAAAGGAUGGGGAUAAACCUCCACAGGGAGGGAGACCCGGCUGGGCAGCCCCACCAAAUCCUAGGAUAGCUUCAUGGCUGAAGCUGUUGAAGAAAAUCUCAGAUUCCCAUGGCCUAAUUCCUGAGUUCGAGAUAACCUUGGAGGCUACGCACCAUGGCCCGGAGACAAAUAAGCCUGCUAUGUUUGUUGAGAUUGGCAGUACAGAAGAGCACUGGGGAAGGGAAGAUGCAGCUCGUGUUAUUGCUCAAUUACUUUGGGAAGGGCUUGGACUCGGAGGAGGAACUCCUAUUGGAAAUUGGAGCAGAAGGAAUACUGAUAAGAACAAAGUUCUUCUUGGUAUAGGGGGCGGCCACUACGUUCCUCGUCAUAUGGAUAUCAUUUUAAAAGAUGAUGUUUGGGUGGGCCAUCUUCUAUCUGGAUACUCGUUGCCAAUGGAAGACCCAACAGGAAAAGAUACAAAAGAUGUUGGUGGAACCUGGAAACAAGCCAUAAAGGCUUCGUACGAUGCCACGAGGACAGCCUUCCCGGGUGGAAACAUCAUGGCACAUCUUGAUCAUAAGAGUUUCAAAGGAUGGCAGAAAAAUGCUAUUACAUCUUAUUUAAGUGAAGAGAAGAUAAUGAUUGGCAAGCCAAAUGAUUUCAGCUAAGCCUAUAUCUCUUACCCUUUGAAAUUUACAAUAUAUCUGCAAAACAGAAUCAGUUUUAACUUUAUGAUUAUUCAUUUCUGAUUCAUCUGUCAAGAAAUCUGGAGAUACAAGAUUUUUGUUUGGGGGUUGAUCAUG